Messenger RNA from Lates calcarifer (barramundi perch), 1915 nucleotides. RefSeq names its product carbonic anhydrase VI (gene ca6). The transcript is spliced from 10 exons. The coding region runs from base 78 to 1697 and encodes 539 amino acids. The record is from RefSeq and is a predicted model, not a curated record. Gene Ontology annotation, molecular function: carbonate dehydratase activity; zinc ion binding. NCBI's taxonomy places the organism in Eukaryota, Metazoa, Chordata, Actinopteri, Centropomidae.
UUCACUCGCAGUUUAAAUGCAGGGAGAAACCCUCAGAGAGGUGUCAGUGUCCUGUGAGAGGGAACAGAGACGCAGCGAUGGAGUGUUUCUCUGCGUUUGUCUCCGCUGUUUUGGUCUGCGUUGUGAGUGCUGGAAUCCCUCAUGAUGGAAUACACUGGACGUACACAGAGGGAGCUUUGGACCAGAUGCACUGGCCAACUAAGUAUCCUGCCUGUGGCGGAAAGAAGCAAUCACCCAUUGAUAUCCAGCGGCGCAACGUUAGGCACAACCCAGACAUGUUACAGUUGGAGCUCAGCGGAUAUGAUGCCCAGAGCGGGAAUUUCCUCAUGUCCAACAACGGGCACUCAGUUCAAAUCGAUCUGCCUCCCAGUAUGAAGAUCACCAAAGGCCUGCCAGGAAAAUACACAGCUGUCCAGAUGCACCUGCACUGGGGCGGCUGGGACCUGGAGGCCAGCGGAGCAGAGCACACCAUAGACGGCAUCCGUUACAUGGCAGAGCUUCAUGUUGUCCAUUACAACUCUGACAAGUACAAGAGCUUUACUGAAGCCAGAGAUAAGCCAGACGGUCUGGCAGUGCUCGCCUUUUUCUAUGAUGACGGUCACUUCGAGAACACUUACUACAGUGAUUUUAUCUCUAACCUGGACAAAAUCAAGUAUGCAGGCCAGUCCAUGAACAUAUCGAGCAUCAACGUGCGCUCUAUGCUCCCCGAGAACCUCAACCAUUUCUUCAGAUACGAGGGCUCCCUCACCACUCCGCCCUGCUACGAGAGCAUCCUGUGGACCGUGUUUGAUACACCGAUCACUCUGUCGCACAACCAGAUCAGGAAACUGGAGAGCACUCUGAUGGACAUGGACAACAAGACCCUGUGGAAUGACUACCGCAUCGCUCAGCCUCUCAACGACCGUGUGGUAGAGUCGUCUUUCCUCCCACGCCUUGGGAAAGGAACAUUUUGUCGGCAAGAUGAAAUUGAAUCCAGGCUCCUAAAGAUUGAGGGUCUAAUAACUUCUCUUGGAAAGCACAUGCAUUCAAGUGGCCAGCGCACCCCAAGGCCCACCAGAUAUGAACCUCGCGGUCUGUUUCCCUUGGUGCUCAACUUCCCUGAGAAAAAUGCUGGCAGCUAUGCUUUGGCUCGCCUCAACCAUCCUAUGGACCUCGAUUCCUUCACUGUCUGCAUGCACGUCCUGCCUCAGGCGGAGGGCAUCCACACCGUCAUCUCCUACUCCAGCAAUGGCAAUGACAAUGAGCUGAUGAUCUCCAUUGGUGAGGACAGAGACGGGAGAGAGGUGGGCCUCUGGAUCGGCAAUGAGUUUGUCAACCUGCCACACAACUUCAAGUCCCACGACUGGGCCAACUACUGCAUCACCUGGUCGGCGCACACCGGCGGCGCCGAACUGUGGAUCAACGGCAUGGUGGGGGAGCAGCGGUACCUGAGGAGCGGUUAUACCAUCAGCCCCGGCGGCGUGUUCAUCCUGGGCAAAGACCAGGAUGGGUUGCUGGGCAUCUCUAACGCAGACGCCUUUGUGGGGAAGAUGACCGAUGUCAACGUGUGGGACUACGUGCUGACCACGGCAGAUAUCCGGGACCAGAUGUUGUGUGAGAGGAACAGCACCACGGCGGGAAAUGUGUUCAGCUGGGGGACCACUGGACUCAGUCUGUAUGGGGGGGUGCAGCUGGACAGUCAGUACAGAUGCUCCUGAAAAGGCUCAGCUGCCUCUGUUUGUAUGAGCUUUAAAAAUGUUGCAAUAAACCAAAAUAUAACUGCUGAUGGUUGGGUUGUAAAAUGGUUGUGGUGUAUGUGAUGAAGUCCAAAAUGUUUUUCAGGAACCUGUAAGUCAAUAUUUAAAAGAAUCUAUAUUUCACAAUAUCUGGUCAUUGUAUUAAUGUCUUUGCUUCAUUAAUAAAGGCUUACAAGCAA